GUGUCGUGUGAGAUCUGCAAACUCCGCAACAUUUCCUCAGGAUCACAUGAUCGUGUUCCUCUGUGCUGCUGGAAGAGUUUCUGCAUCAACAAACAUAUGAUCUGUUUCUCUCAGGCACAGGUAAAGCCAUGAAGCUCAUCAUACUCAACGACUAUGACCAGGUCAGCGAAUGGGCUGCCAAAUACAUCAGAAACAGGAUAAGAAAGUUUAAUCCAGGUCCAGACAGAUACUUCACUCUAGGUCUUCCAACAGGAAGCACUCCGCUUGGAUGCUACAAGAAACUGAUCGAGUAUCACAAGAAGGGACAAAUAUCGUUUCAGUAUGUGAAAACGUUUAAUAUGGAUGAGUACGUAGGACUUCCUAGAGACCAUCCUGAAAGUUACCAUUCAUUCAUGUGGAAUAACUUCUUCAAGCAUAUCGACAUCCGAGCAGAGAACGCUCACAUCCUGGACGGAAACGCAUCCAAUCUAGAGAAGGAAUGUCAGGACUUUGAAGCCAAAAUUAAAGCUGCUGGAGGAAUCGAACUGUUUGUUGGCGGUAUUGGACCUGAUGGUCACAUCGCGUUCAAUGAGCCUGGUUCCAGUCUUGUGUCCCGAACGCGUGUUAAGACCUUGGCUAUGGACACAAUUCUGGCUAACGCGCGUUUCUUUGACGGUGAUCUCUCUAAAGUGCCCACCAUGGCCCUUACGGUUGGUGUUGGCACAGUGAUGGACGCUCGAGAGGUCAUGGUCCUUAUUACUGGCUCGCAUAAAGCGUUUGCCCUCUAUAAAGCCAUAGAAGAGGGAGUGAAUCACAUGUGGACUGUGUCAGCAUUCCAGCAGCACCCACAGACUGUGUUUGUGUGUGAUGAAGAUGCCACACAUGAGCUCAAGGUCAAAACAGUCAAGUAUUUCAAAGGCAUGAUGCAUGUGCACAACAAGAUGGUGGAAGAGCUAUAGUCUGAUACUGACGUGAAGAUUGGAGACGCAGCAGAUAUGUGCUUGUGUAUUUGCCUCAAAUUGUGCUCCUUGCGCUUGUCUGUUUUUCUUUUAUUAAACAUAUCAUACAAAUGAUAUA
Molecule: messenger RNA, 1056 nt
Organism: Pimephales promelas (fathead minnow)
Lineage: Eukaryota; Metazoa; Chordata; Actinopteri; Cypriniformes; Leuciscidae
Source: RefSeq, a predicted model, not a curated record